AACAACCUGCUGUAUUUUGUCAAAAUCGUAUUAAAAGUAGAUUAUUUAUUUUAUAUUUUGUUUAAACUUCUACAGUUUUAGUCAGUUGCUGUAAAAAAUCACGUAGCAAGAUGGAUGAAAGUAAUACUAUAGGAUAUGCCCCACACCCGGAUUGCCUAAAAGAGGUAGUUGCGUGCCAAUGCGAAUUAGGUCGGGAGAAGCUCCUGACGGCUCCGCCUUACAAGCGUGUGUGCUCUCCCCCGGCUGACGACGCCACGUCCCGGUACUCCACGGCUCCGUGUGCCCGGGACCUCGAGCAGUACAAGUGCCCCAUCAGCCACAUCCUCGUCACGUUCAAGUCCCCCCUCCACCCCGACCAAGUGUUCAACAAAGUCUUCCCUGCGAAUACGCCAGUUAAAUUUGUCAAACGUAAACUAGCCAGACUGCUCUCCGUGUCAAACAACAACCUGCUCCUAACAAAAAACAGAACCAUAUUGAAGGACACUAGCCUCCUCUCCGACCUGAAGACUGAUGCCCUAGGCAACUUAAUCGUCGAUGUGUUCACUAAAGACUCCGAAGACUUCGCUCUAUCCUCUAUUCCGAAGGAGUCAUACGUCCAUGAACUUUUACACGCCGUCAUACCAAAGAAAAAGACAAUGCCUUUUAUAGCCAUUAAAUUUAGAGUACUCAAUCAAAACGAAACGUUCACUCGCUCUUACCAUUCUAUAAUGAAAGUCCACGAGAUAAAAAAGAAUUUGGCGGGAGUUUUCCUAACGGACCCUGAUAACUUGGUGAUGGUGAGAGGAGAUCACACGCUUAAAGAUCGGAUGGCUUUAUUGGAUUUGGAUUACAAUAAGUAUGGCAUUGUGGAAGUGGAAUUGAUGACGAAGAACAACGAAGUCCUGAACUUGGACAAGCUUUACAAAGAAAUAGCUGUGAAUGAUGUUUUAACAGUUACGGUGCCGUUCGGCCGUACAUGCAAACAAAUCAAUGUAGAAAUAUUUUCUGAACCAAUGAAAAAGCCUUAUCUUGGAGGAUAUAGAAAUGUUCACACAGGGACUGAGUACCAUCAUGCUUACACGCAGACACCACAGAAGCCCGAAAAACUACCCCCUGAAAAGAAAACGUGUAGAGACACCCAAACGGCUGAAGAGAAAGAAAAACUUUACGACACAUGCUACAGCCAAUCAACGCAGAUGGAGACAGUUCACGCGUAUAUUCCUAGCGUGACGGACAAGAUCGUGGUGCCGCAGCCCUACGAGACCUAUGAAGAGAUGAUCAUCCGCCUCAACCACAACCACUACGCCACCGUCAUCCAGCGAGCUCUCAGACACCACCAGUUUCGACAGAAAGUCGCUAGAUGGCUUGCGGAAUGCAGAGAACGAAUAGAAAGAAUGAAGGAAGAAGAACGUUUGGAGCGAGAGGCAAUGGAUCGACGCCUGCGCAAGGACCUCGUGACCAAAACAUAUCCCAGGACGCGUGAGGACUUCGAUCAGCUAUAUGCAAUGGUUGAUCGCUGGAAGCACGCAGAAAUUGCUAGGAUUUCCCAAUUACACGCCAAAGGUCCAAAAAUUGCAGAAUUCACAUUACUACUCGAUAAAGAAGUGGAACUACUUCGCUGUAUCGAAUCUUACAGAGUAAAGGUGAAAGAGGACAGCCAAAAGAUAAAAGAACAGAAGUUCCUAGAAGAAAUUUCCAAGCCGGUCGCUUGGUACGGAAGAGAUGGCAAAAUAGUGCAAAUGGAAACUAUUGAAAUACAGAAAGCAAAAAAACUGAAAGAGCUUUAUUAUACUUUUAUUCGUGAAGACUUGGAGGUAAAAGAACGCAUAGAGCUUCUGGUGGACAUGAAGUUCGCUUUGCAAGAGUUCCGACAUUAUUUGGCAGAGGAAAUAAUAACACUAUUGGAUAGAGAAUGUGACCUCCUCGUUCGCAGGUGCAACGACCAUCAGCUUGAGUUCCUCAGGCGCAGGACCGCCGCCAGCGUGCUCCAAUUUAUCAAGAAUUCCGAACUCAAUUCUGGCGUUACAAAAUGCAAAGACAUCAGGGACUACAGAAAAAUGGAGGACAGUCGACUUUACUUCUGCGAGCUAUGUCAUCAGGUGAAGCUGUAUACGGAAUUCCCUAUAAACGCCAGAAUGAGUGGUUUCUUUAUUUGCACGUCGUGUUCGUGGAAGGAUGUGACGGAACGCUUAUGGAUCGACAUGGCCCCGUAUAGAUUCAUACUCCGCGCGGUGCAGCGGGACGAACGACGUCGCAAGUGCUGGGGUUCUCUCGCCUUCGUUCUUCGGGACAGGGAUGUUUUCUUCAUAGUGGAGAAGCUGUGGCACGCUCACUCUGCGAUAAGCGAAUGCAACGACCUGACCGAGCUGAGACUGUGUCGCUGGCACGUACACGAAGAUUGGUCGCCUUGGAACUGUUUCCUGGUGACGGUGCAGGAGAUGAAAGCGCACUUGAAACUGGAAGUACCAGAAGACGUGUACGAUGAAGAGUUGGUGCAGAAGGUAGCGAAUAAGCACAAGCUGGCGAAGGCCAACUUCGAGCAACUGCUGGCCGUGAACAAGAACUACACGGAGACGGGCGAGUGGCAGGGCGUGCGUGCGCCCGCACUCGCCAGGGUAGACGGCGUCCCGCCUAUAUAAUGUGUUUUUAAAACGUUUUAAUUUUGUACAUUUACGGAAUCAUGGUUAGAAUUGUUAUAGCGUAUGCUUUUCCGUUGUUUGUUAGUUAUGUAAUAUUUAUUUCGGAUAUGUAGGCGGUAGGAUAGUUGCACAUUUGUGGCAGACCAAAAUAUUGAUAAUUCUGAUUUCUGUUUAGUUUAUAACUAACAAAAAAUGUUGAAGCUACUACCCUAAAUGUACAUACAUCAAGCGACGCAGUCAUCUGUUUUUUAAACAGAAUUUACAAAAAUCGAUCACUUAGAAUGGACUGGCAAAUGAUGCUUCUAGAGUCCACGCCACGAAACAAGUACCGCAGACGCGACGCUACAGUAGCUGAUAGUUAUUGAUAGUUCCAAAUCUUGCCGCAUUUUUUUGUCGAAUCGGCUCGACACUAUCAGGGACUAGUUUGGCGAACUUCGUGGAUUCGGCACACAUUGCUGGUUUUGCAUUGCGGUAAAUAAAAACACUCAUACACACUACGCAAUGUUCAUGCAUUCGCGAUGACAACUGCGAGUUUAAGAUGUAGAUACGAGUGUAGCCGGCAGAACUCUAUAAACGCUAGCAAUACACUGCCGGCAAAGUCAGUCCAAUGCGUACGCGUGUCAAUUUAUUGUAAAUUGACACGCGUACGCAUUGGACUGACAUAGUUUUUAGCCGCAUUGUUCAACAGAAUUUUCUAGCCGAUAGUGUAUUUCUAGAACUAGAUUUUCUGAACCUUAUAUGAGCUUGAAACUUAGUAUGCUAGUUGUGGUAACUCUAAACGCGUAAGUGAAGUUACACGUUGUUAUUAUUUAUGUAAUUACAUUGCCAGUCCUAGUAAAAGCACGCUUGUAAUCAUAUUUGACAGUUAUUGUUUCAAAAGACAACGUUUUGUUACGUAGAAAUAAAUCACUUUGAAAUAAAAUAUAUGCUGUAAUAUUUCCCUUUAGGUGUACUGAAUUGUGCAAACAUCCAAACAAAGAAAAAUAAAUAGCUUCAUAACAAGGCUA
Plodia interpunctella (Indianmeal moth) is the source of this 3625-nucleotide messenger RNA. RefSeq lists its product as uncharacterized. The transcript is spliced from 5 exons. Gene Ontology annotation, biological process: cilium assembly. NCBI's taxonomy places the organism in Eukaryota, Metazoa, Arthropoda, Insecta, Lepidoptera, Pyralidae. Gene Ontology annotation, cellular component: motile cilium; acrosomal vesicle. The record is from RefSeq and is a predicted model, not a curated record. Bases 111 to 2618 code for a protein of 835 amino acids.